AUGGACUCAGAGAUGGGCCUUCUUGCUGACGAGAUCACGCAGCAAGUUGCAAUUUGGGAAAAAUAUGGUCGUGAGUCCGGACUGGCACUGCCAUCUGCUGGCUUUUACACUCGCACUCCAGUUCUAUCGCCUCAAACUCCGCGCUAUGUCCUUGAUGCCAGGGAAAAGAUCAUAGGCUCGGCAUUCAAGCUUCUUCAGCUAGCAGCAGGUCCAUCCAAGAUCCCCUCAAUUGCAAUAUCUUAUUCUCAAACCUUGAUGGCCCUUAAAUGGCUUUUCCACUUCAAAAUCUUUGAUCACGUCCCAGAAGAGCCGAUUGAAUACGACGAGUUGGCAGAAUCUGCGAAUGUGCCGGUCCUCGAGCUCAAACGGAUGCUCAGAAUUGUUAUGGCCAGCUUCAUUUUUUUCGGAGCUCGAGGAUGGAACGGCAUCCCCUUUUUCUGCGAUGUCGUCAUGCCAGCUGCAGUAAAAAUAGUGGAUGCAACAACUCGUUGGCCCAGCUCGGAGGAUCCAGAUGAGACCGCUCGCAACAUAGCCCAGAAUAAUGAUUUGAACUUGCCUCAAUAUCUGACCGAAAGCAACCAAGCUGAGGGAUACACUAGUUUGAUGAAGCUUCUUGGCAGCGAGCCCAGCCAGCAGACUGUCUUAUCUGCCGAUAUUGUUCACGGAUUCGAUUGGGCAAAUCUACCGAGAGAUUCGGUAGUUGUGGAUGGUCCCCAAGAUAAACUGAAUGUUUUGAAAGAGACUCUUGGCACAAUCGAAUUCUUCGCUCACGACUUUCGCGAUGAGCAGCCCACUCAUUCAGCUGCAGUGUAUCUUCUAGCAGGGACACUUGACAAUCUUCCAGACGACGCCGUCAAAGAAAUUUUGGUCAACAUUGCCAAUGCUAUGUCGCCCGUAUCGUACAUUCUUAUUGCUACUUCAGUGCUGUCGGAAGCAGACGACGAAUCACUAGCAGUGCAAAGGGAAACCCGGUGUCGCGACUUGACCAUGAGACAAUUGCAGAAUACUAGGGCUAGAACAAUCAGCGAAUGA
Molecule: messenger RNA, 1032 nt
Organism: Trichoderma asperellum CBS 433.97
Lineage: Eukaryota; Fungi; Ascomycota; Sordariomycetes; Hypocreales; Hypocreaceae
Source: RefSeq, a predicted model, not a curated record